Coccidioides immitis RS is the source of this 1986-nucleotide messenger RNA. RefSeq names its product exosome complex subunit Rrp46. The transcript is spliced from 5 exons. Gene Ontology annotation, cellular component: nucleolus; cytoplasmic exosome (RNase complex); nuclear exosome (RNase complex). Gene Ontology annotation, biological process: U4 snRNA 3'-end processing; poly(A)-dependent snoRNA 3'-end processing; nuclear mRNA surveillance. Lineage: Eukaryota; Fungi; Ascomycota; Eurotiomycetes; Onygenales; Onygenaceae. The coding region runs from base 1 to 1647 and encodes 548 amino acids. The record is from RefSeq and is a predicted model, not a curated record.
AUGGCCAAGCGCAAUCGAUCAAUCGGAUUGCAGAGUGGUAUGCACAAUGACGGAAAACCGAGCAAAAGGUUUGAGCAUGCGACAUCCCAGGCUCUAAAGGUUCUCUCGCUCGCCGAGAACCUUGUGCCGUCGAGACCCGCCCCAUUCCCUGCCUCGCGAGCCCCAACGCCGCAAGUUCUGGCCCUGGUGAUAAGCGGGGGUUGCGCUACCAAGUCUCUUGGCGGGCGCAGCGGCUGGCUUCCCAUGACCGCUGUGGCCUGCGGAGCAGACGUUCCUCUCCUCCCCCAGGCGCCAUCGGAGGAGCGACUUUUCUUGGAGGGCUGCCAAUUCCGGAUACUCUUGGCCUCCUUGACCAUGGAGCAGCCUGCCAGGAUUGAAACUAGAAUGAGUGCACAAAUCUUAAAAUACGAUGAUAUAUGUACCCCCCUAUGGAGUACAUCCUUUUGUGUGGUUGGGAUGACUUCGGACUCAUGCAACUAUCUUCCUGCUGCAGCUUUUCUCCCUACGUGGACCUUUUUCCGUGACUUGCUCUCAAAACACGCACCAUCUCCACCACCAUCCGUAUUGCAGGACGAGAACGAAGCUGCAAAUUGCACACGUGUAUCCUUAUCACAUCUCGCCCUUGAUGUCGACGACAAUGUUCGCGGUCCAGCCAAGGAGCGGAACAACAGUUUUCCCGUAGUUAAGGUACCCACCUGCAGAUCCAACUACGGAGGACGUAGUAGUGGAGAGCAAAAAGGAAAAGACGUGAGACGACCAACCUUGAGCUGCGGUAAACCACCUCUUGCCGCACGCGGUCAAUUAGGCGCAGGUUUAUUUGCUCACCCGAUCUCGAUUAUCGUCGGUCGCUUGAACCUUCAACCGGGAAUGCAUUCUACGGCAAUGGCUGCACCAAUUGCGUCCUUGGCUCCCCUCGAGUUCGCCAAUGGUUCGGCUUCGUAUACCUCCCCGACGGGUGACCAGAUACUUGGAUCGGUCAAUGGUCCCAUUGAAGUAAACCGUCGCGAUGCCCAAAAGCCGGACGAAGCGACGCUAGAGAUAGUGGUCAAGCCGGGAGUCGGUGGAAGCGGUGUUGGCGAGAGAUACGUGGAGGGAAUCCUGCGUAGUGUUUUGAGCAGAGUUAUCUUGAUGCGCGACAAAGCCAUGGCACGCAGAGCGAUUGUGGUUACGUUGGUCGUCGUGAAGAAUAUGGUGGCUGAGGGCAAAGUCGAUGAGCGGGGUGGUUCGUAUCUUCCAAUUCUCCCUUCGCUUCUUCAUACCGCACUCCUCUCUCUUAUGUCAGCUGCGGUUCCUAUGUCUAUGAUCUUCACAGCUGCUCUUGUGGCUGUCACCUCUCACAACGAGAUUGUGCCACACCCUUCACCUAAAGUCAGCAAAGCUGCGACAUCCCUCCACGUGCUCGCAUUUUCUUCCAAGGGCCAUUUACUCCUAAAUGAAAGCCAAGGCGAGUUCAACAUAGAAACAUGGGAGAAAGUAUACGAUCUCGCCGAAACAAUAUGUCGAGGUGGAACAAAGGUUCAGCUUAUCAAAGAUGGAGACGUUUCAAUGGAUGACGCCGAGAUGGUACAAAGUUUAGAGCAGCUCGUGCGAAGGGUGGUGAGAGAUAAAGCUCGUGAAGAUUUUGCGUGGAAAUUGGCUACGACUUGAAUCAUAUGGUGAAAUUGGGUUUGUUUCGAAUUGCCUUUUGAAGGAAAUAUUAACGGGCGCACACCCGAUAUCUCGGAGAGAUGCAAAACGCCGCACAAGGAGACUUGAGUCCGACUUUGGGAGGGCAGGAUAUUGUUUAGAAACCCGCGCUCUCGGAUGGCUUGCAUUCCCCCGUCGUUCGACCACGAGGAAGGGUCUAAACGACAGCAACACGCCUCGGACCCCAAUUAAAAAUUGGGACGUCUCGAACGCGAGCUUUAAGAAAUCUCGAGAAUUGAGAAGCAUUUUCCAUCACAAUUAGGCUAGUAAAGGCUUAAUAUCAUUUCUUCACAUCUGGUA